CAUCCCUUACUAAAACUGAACCAGCAGGAAAAUAAUAAACUUUGCCACUGAGUUAUAGUUCCUUUGAACAUUGAAUAAUGCUGAGCCAAGAGGAAUUGGGAAGCGUGCUGGGUAUGACUGCACAGGGCUGGCUUAUCUAAAAAUGUAGUAUUUGGCUUUGGAUAUGGAAAUGGUUCAAUGCCUUGCAGAGUUGGGCUAUGAAGGGGAAUAUUAAUAGUCAGAUUAACUUUAAAGAGUGGAUUCCAUAAAGUUGGAAAUACAGGUACAAUACAAAUGCAGUUGUGUUUAGCGACCACAAUUGGGACUGGCAAAGCAGUCACCAAGUGAAACUGACUGUGCUUAUGGUCUAACUUCAGCUUUCCUUUGUUUUACAGACCUGCAAAGGUUGUAAAUGUGAGGAUUGGUCAUAAAAUUACCUUUUUAUCACCAUUGUAACUGCAAACAGUCACUAAAUGAGGACUUCCUGUAGCAAAGAGGUCUCAGGCUGGUAGGAAGUCUGGAACACUUGCCUCACAACCCUACUGGACAGAAGAUGUUGGAAGGAUCCUGUUUUUUUUAUACUAUGUUUAUAUUUGUAUUUUAUUGGUGUGUUUUUUCCCUACCAUUCCUAGGCUGAGUAACAUGUUAAAGUGAUUGUUCCCCUAGGAUAGCAAUGGCAUAAUGCUGGUUUGGGAGUCAUCUGCCAGAAUCUAAUUUAGGCUGGAGUCAUAAACUUUUUGGUAGUGAGACCCAAUGAACCCAGUGAGGCUUCUGAAUAAAUAUGCAUCUCAUUAUGUGGUUCAUCCAGUAUCCUCUGUUUGUAAUAAUGAUCAGUCAGAUGUUUCUAAGAAUUUCUACAAACAAUAUAUGGAGACAUUAGCCUCCAGCCUUUGGCAUGCAAAGGCAUUGUGUGCCCCAAAAUGUGAAUUCUUUAUGUUAUCAAAAUUGUGCUGUCUGCCUUGAGUCAACUGGUAGGAAGAAGAUAGAGAACCAUAUACGAUAUCUAUAUCCUUAUAACAAGGAGAACAAUUUGUAUCCAUGUUUGUGCCUUUUUUGUAGUAAUUCUUCACUUUUGAAUCUAGCAAGUAUAUAUAUUGCAACCAACCUUAUAGUUGCAUCACUCUGGGUAUGAAUAGUUCUUUCAUUCAUUCAAACUGUUGAUGUCCCCAUAACUGUACAUAUGUUUAUAUUAUACAGGGAUAGGAAUAUAUUCCUGGAAAUCCAGUAUAAUCCUCUUUCUUGAGAAAAGCAAUGGCAGAAAAAGCAAUGGCAACAAAAUUAAAUGAUGCUGUGAGGUCGGAUGACAUUCAGCUUGCUUGGCAGCUGUUGGAAGAAGGAGCAGAUAUUAAUGCAAAGGUGGAAAGUGGCUGGACCCCUCUCCAUAGUGCUGUACAAAGAAACUCUGAAGAGCUUGUUAACUUUCUACUGAAAAAGGGGGCCAAUCCAUUGGUUAGGAAGGAUGAUGGUGCUACUCCUUUCAUUUUAGCAGGAAUAGCAGGCAAUGUGAAGCUUUUGGAACUUUUUCUUGAUAAAGGCUCAGGUAUUAACGAACAUGGCAUCAACGGCUUCACAGCAUUCAUGGAGGCUGCUGUUUAUGGGAGAGAGGAGGCCCUGAGAUUUUUACAUAAGAAGGGGGCAGAUGUAAAUCAGGGCCGUGUAAUUGAUGAGAAUAAACGGGCUAUGAAGAAAGGGGGUGCAACAGCCCUGAUGGAUGCUGCCAGACAUGGCCAUUUUGCCCUGGUCAAAAUCCUGGUUAAGGAAAUGGGUGCAGAUGUAAAUAUCUGCGAUAAUCAAGAUGCGAAUGCAUUAAUCCAUGCUCUCUCUGAGGACAAAAGCUGGAAUAAAGGUAAAGAAGACUCAGCCCUUUUCUUUUUAGAAUGCAAGAUUGAUACCAAGAAGAGGGAUGAAAAUGGGAAAACGGUGCUCAUACUGGCUGUUGAAAGAGAAAGCCAGAACCUUGUGAGGGCCCUUUUAGAAUUAGAUGAAGUUGAUCUUGAUGAUGCUGAUGAAAAUAACACAACAGCACUGCAGGUUGCACUGGAGAAGAAAAACAAUGAAAUAGCAAUGUUACUAUGUGAAAAGGGAGCAAGAGUGGAUGAUGAUCUCCUGGCUAUUGCCUGUAGAACCUACAAUAGCAGCAUGAUCAAACUCCUUCAGAAAUACAAAUCACCACUUAGUCCAAAGCAGCCAGAAACAUACAAGGAAUUCUCUAGCAUACGCUGGGGAUCAAAACUCCAGAAACUCAAAGGAAUGCAUCAUCCUAUGAUUGGCAAGCUCAAGAUCUUUCCGUAUCAAGAGUUAUGGAUCCAAGGAGGGGUCUACCUGGGAUUCUAUGCUGGAGAAGAGGUGGCUGUGAAGAUAUUCUGGAAGGAUGCAAAAGAAGCCAAGCGAGAGAAAGUAUGCCUUGAGAAAUGCCGAACCAGCAACCACCUGGUGAAGUUUUGUGGCUGGGAAGAGAAGAAGACCUGUCUCUAUCUGUGCCUCUCCUUGUGUGAGAAGAAUCUUCAGGAGUACUUCAAGGAAGAAAAGAGUAAAACUUUCAUGGAAGAGAAGAGUAAAACUAUCGAAAGCAAAGCUAUUCUUCAAAACAUAUUUCAGGCUGUAAAGGAACUUUAUGCAUUUGGAUUUUGCCAUGGGGAUCUGCAUCCAACCAACAUUUUGAUAGAUGUCACUGGCAGGAUUUUCCUAGCAGACUUUGAUAAGAGCAUUGAAAUAACUGAUGAUAUAAACAAUUCUAUAGUCUCAGAAGACCUACAGGGUCUCCAAAAACUUAUCCUGUAUGUUUUAAUGAGAGGCCAAUUGGAUUUUGAAAAGUUGCCUGCAGAAUGCCCAGAGAAUGUAAAAGGAAAUAAGGAAAUUGAAGACCUCCACGGAAGGCUGGCAGUCUCUGAACAAAGUACCCCAGCUGAUGACCUACUGGAAAUGCUGAUCUGUCAUCCAUACUUUUGGUCCAAGGGGACAAUGUACAGGGUGUUAAGAGAUGUUGGGAAUGAGAUACGUGCUGCUAAGGCUUGUGAUAAAACCAGUAAAAUUAUGGAAGCUUUGCAAUGUGUGGAUGAUCCUUUCAGGGACUGGGAAAAAAAGAUUGAUAAAAAAGUACUGGACUCUAUGAUUUUUCUGUCCACUGAGAAGAGCAACAAGAAGGGCAACAAGAAAGGCAACAGACAUUAUGGCCCUUGUGUGACAGAUUUAUUAAAGUUAAUUAGGAAUAUGGGUGAGCACUACAAUGAGAAGAGUGAUGAGGUGAGAGGCAUAGUUCUGGACCCUGCAGACUAUUUUCUGAAUCUCUUUCCAGAUUUAAUAAUUUUUAUCUAUCAGCGUUUGUAUGAUACGGAGUACAGAAUACAUCUUCCAAAUGCUAAGCAUCCUUCUUAUCCAUAACAAGGGCCAGUGAGCACUGAUUGCUUAAGGACAUAAUUGGAUGUCACCUACAUAUUUCCUAGCUAAAACCAAUGAAUAGUUUUAUCAGCAGUUAGCAUCUCAUCCUGGGAAAUGAGCUGCCGCCUCUUCUUUAGACCUUCACUUGCUCAUGGACAGCCUGGCCAAAGGAAAACUGCUAGUUAAUGUACCACCACAGGAACCAAACAAUGCAGUAGACCCAGCUGUCAAAUUUGCAGUCACAUCUAGUCUGGCUAUACUAUUAUUUGUCCAUGCACUGGACAAAGCAUGGUGGAGUUGCAUAUCUGCUUCCUCUCCAACCUAAUAUUUGGAUUUGUUAAUGAUGCUGCUGGUGCUCUAUAUACUUUCUGUGCAAAAGAAUAAAUUAACAUCUGAUUUCAGAAAUGACAGUCUUCAAAAAUGCAGGUCAGGUGGGGCAAAUUCUGUAAUUUCCCAAGACAUUCUGAUACUGAUUGUAAGGCAGCCAUCCUUGGAGAAAGGAACUGCAGAUCUCAAAUUAAACAGCCAUAUUGCAAUUCUGUCUCUUGUGGCUCAGAGACAAAGACUACUCACUGCACAAUUGCUUGGUUCAGUGUCAAUGUUUGGUUGUUGACUGUGUGUAUACGAGGUCACUUACUGUGAUUUAUAACCCAUGGUUUAUAUUGUGUUAUGUGAGCUCAGCUGUGGCUUAGUACAAGGGUGGGCAAACUUUUUGAAAUCCAGGUUACAUUUUUUUUUAAAGGUAAGGUUUAGCUUCUAUAAUGGGUAGGGCCCAAACCUUUUGGAGUGCUGAAGGGGAAAAUACUAGCCUUACCCUUUUUAGUGAGUGGAGACCACACUCUCUGCUUUCAGUCAAGUUUAUUGUAACUGCACAGGGGGAGAAUACAAGCUUCUGCCCACUUGGCAAGGGUGAGGAAGCAACUAAUAUAGUAAUGCCACAAAUUUGGUCAGAUAAUUAUAUUGCAUAGCCACAGCACCCCUUCCUUGACAACCCAGAGUCCCUUUUGCCUCUAAUAGUAGCAGAUGCAGCAUCAGCAAGUGUUCUCGCAACUGCUUCUUGAGGUUUCACUUCUGCUAUAUUGAGCUGCAUAAGCUAUUCCUAUAGCUGUGUUUCUCUGCAGCAGGUCACUGGUUUUUAGCAAGCUGAAACCAUUUUACUAGGCUAAGCUACCUCUCUGGUCAGGUUUUCUCCUGAAGUGCAGGUGGGCUUAAAGACUAUAAAGAGGCACCUGAAAAUUAGUAUUUUUGCCACUGAAGUUCAGAGCACAAUCUGCAGGUGCUCUGGGGGCUGCAAAAUAAAUGAAUAUGAGGCCUAUUGGCCAUGGGUUGCCUACCAUUGGAGCUCUGUGAUGAGUGAAUCCAGUUGCUCACUGUAAUGGUAUGUGAGAAUGACCUUGGGAGACAGGAGGGAGAGCUGUAGACUGGACAACUGGCAUGUAAAAGAGAUCUCAACCCAAAGAAGGAUGGAGGGCGUGGGAAACGUUUCAGAAGGGAUCCUCCCUAUUUUUCUGGAGAGUAAAAGGAAAGGAGGUGAGAAAUACUUUCAGUCUUGCAAGGUUCUGUUAAGGUAACCUUGCAAUAAAGAUAGAGCUAGUACUGCUGGUUGUGCUCUUGGCUGGACUACCCCCCAUGGCUAACAUUCACCAAUGCAAGAAGGUCCAUAUUAUACCCAACAGCUAUAUCACAGAUUCCCAAAUGUUCUUGGUUUACAGCACUUCAGUGUCUCAGAAAUGUUUUCACAGUGCCCCUAGGCUUGUAGUUCACACGGUGUCUGACAGUUGUCAAGUAUCACUGCAUUAUCCUGUGGUGCCCCUGUGAGUUCACUGCAGCACCCUGGGGUGUACAGUCUGGGAACUCUGGAGCUAUAUUGUAAAUGGCCAUAGUGAUAAUUACUACUCUCUGUACCUAGUGCAUUAAAUUUCACUUUGAUUUUAUUGCUUCAUAUAUGACGUGGGUGCACAUUUAUUCCUAAUUAGUGAUGUCACUCCAUAUAGUGGUGUGGUGGACUGAAAUCCAUGAAAGCCUAUGCCUUAAUAAACUUGUUGGUAUUUAAA
Messenger RNA from Candoia aspera, 5411 nucleotides. It is a transcript of the gene RNASEL, whose product is annotated as ribonuclease L. NCBI's taxonomy places the organism in Eukaryota, Metazoa, Chordata, Lepidosauria, Squamata, Candoiidae. Gene Ontology annotation, biological process: protein phosphorylation; mRNA processing. Gene Ontology annotation, molecular function: protein binding; protein kinase activity; ATP binding. The record is from RefSeq and is a predicted model, not a curated record. Bases 1231 to 3360 code for a protein of 709 amino acids. The transcript has 6 exons.